This is a messenger RNA of Arctia plantaginis, 312 nucleotides long. The record is from the annotation of a GenBank genome assembly. Lineage: Eukaryota; Metazoa; Arthropoda; Insecta; Lepidoptera; Erebidae.
AUGAUAUCCCUGUUGGUUCGCUUAAGCCUUGUGCUACUCGUGUUAAAUCUAUCCUUUUGUCCGGCUGAUGCUCUGUGGGGCAAGAGUUCUAAGGACCCUGGCAAGCCAAAAACAUUUGCUGGUAAUAGUGCAGGCUUGCCACCUCAACCAGCAACCCGUAAAGGUUUGGGCAUAUCUGCAUGGGGAAUUGUUUUCCUCAUUGUGACUCUUAUAUUGGCUGGUAUGGGAGUAUAUUACUUUGCUAUAUGUUACACCGUUUGUCAGCCUACCAAGGGCAAAUAUGAUAAGAUGGACAUGCCAACUAUGGCUUAG